This is a messenger RNA of Diorhabda sublineata, 927 nucleotides long. RefSeq lists its product as uncharacterized. Bases 1 to 927 code for a protein of 308 amino acids. Lineage: Eukaryota; Metazoa; Arthropoda; Insecta; Coleoptera; Chrysomelidae. The transcript has a single exon. The record is from RefSeq and is a predicted model, not a curated record.
AUGAGAAAUUUCUCGGAUCAGCAAGAUGAAGUAUGUCUCAAUAGGGAUCUUGUAAUGUUAAGACAAAGUUCUAAUGAAAGCCCACAAUCAUUUUACGAUAAGUGCUUACACAUUUUGAACUUACUUUGCAGUUAUGUAAACUUACACGAAUCUACAGAAGAAGGUAAACAUUUAAAACGACAAUUAUACCAAAAUUUAACCUUGAAAACUUUUCUUUCUGGACUAAAAGAACCUAUCGGGACUACAAUACGUUGUAUGAAACCAAUCUCGUUAAGCGAAGCAAUGCAAUUCGUUUUACAGGAGGAAAACGUGCACUAUUUACAAAAUCCAUCGAGAAAUAAUCAUAGAACACAACCUUUUAAAAAUAACUCGAGACCAGUAUAUGAUUUCAAACCUAAUUAUCAAUCACCUAUCCAAAAUCAGAAUCGAAAUUUUAAUUCGCUCAGUUCCAGUUCACAAACAUUCAAUUCUCAAACUCCGAAUAAUUUGUUCACAAGACAGAACAACUUUCCUUCACAACCAAUCCCAAUAAAUCCAAGAACUACAUAUCAAAAAAUUCCUAGAGCGUCGCAAGUUUUCAACAGACCCAAUCAAAAUGUAAACGUCUUCAUGCCAAAUCCGAACGCAAACUUUCCUAAGCCAACACCCAUGUCCAUUAGCACACGAGCUACCGUUUCAAAUACUCAAAAUCAACCAAUAUAUAAAAGGCCGCCGCCAUCUACAAAUAAUUUUAGACAAUCUAAAAGGCCGAACUAUACUUCUGAAGAAUUAUAUAACGUCGAUAUUCAAGAAAACUAUGAUAUCGAAAAUUGGGAAUAUUUGAAUAAUAAUUAUAAUGAUUCUGAUCAUACUACUGAUCAACUUUACCUAAAUAAUUCUAAUUCUAAUAAUGACGAUAGAGUAGAUAGAAACGAAAAUUUUCGUUAA